AUGGCCUGCGCCGACUGCUUCCGCGGCGGCCGCGCGACUGGCACACCCGCUGGAGAGAUGAUGAUCAUACACGGCGUAGCCUGCUACUUUACGUCCGCUUCCAACACUUUCACUGCCUCCAAGAUUCUCUACCUUUGUGACGGCUUUGGCCUCGCCCUCGUCAACAACAAACUCCUCGCUGACCGCCUCGCCGCCUCAACCGGCAUCGAUGUCAUCGCCCCGGAUGUCCCGCCCGGCGGCGGCUUGGACACCAGUGCGUUGGAAUUGACAGACAUCCUCAGUGACCCCGUCGGCUGGAAUCCACUCGCCUGGCUGCGCAAGGCGUGGACUUUCACGCGCCUGAUCGUUGUUGCUUUGCCGUUUAUUACGAAGCGGAAGCAAAGGUUUCAGUGUAUGGACGAGAUGAUUUCCCUCGCCCGAAAUCUGAAGGGUGAGAUGGGCGAUGACGGCAAGCUUGGCGCCACUGGCUACUGCUAUGGCGGCUGGCUCACGAUGAAGUUGUGCGCUGCACCACUUUCCGCCGACGACAAGGACGCUGGUGAGAACCUCAUCGACGCAGCGUUCACAGCCCACCCUAGCUGGCUGGAUGUGCCCAAGGAGAUCGUGGACGUAGUCAAGCUGAAGCACGUGCCGCUGAGUCUGGCACUCGCGGACAAAGACAUGACCAUGCCGAUCAAGAAGGUGGAGGAGGUCGAGGUCGCGCUCAGGGAGGAGGUGGGGAGACCGGAGGAGAAUGAUUAUGAGGUCGUUGUGUACAGAGGCAACAUCCCGCAUGGAUUUGCGGUCAGGGCGAGGGAGGUGUAUAAGGAGCAAAUGCGGGCUGCUGACGAUGCGGCUGAGCAGGCUGUCAAAUGGUUCAAGAAGUACCUGCGGUGA
Cyphellophora attinorum is the source of this 876-nucleotide messenger RNA. RefSeq lists its product as uncharacterized. Gene Ontology annotation, molecular function: hydrolase activity. Bases 1 to 876 code for a protein of 291 amino acids. The transcript has a single exon. NCBI's taxonomy places the organism in Eukaryota, Fungi, Ascomycota, Eurotiomycetes, Chaetothyriales, Cyphellophoraceae. The record is from RefSeq and is a predicted model, not a curated record.